CUAAGUGAAGAUGAUUGUGAAUUAUAGAAGUUUUAUUUUACUGCAAUUUUUUGCGUUUGCAGUUAGCACUUAUAAAGAAAUCUGUCAGGAGUCAUGUGAUCAGGAACACAGUAAGCAAGAUAGUCCUGUAUGCGGUGAAUGCAUCGAUAAUAGAGAAGUUACCUUCAAAAGUUCAUGUCAUCUAUUUUGUGAUUAUGAUUGUUAUUUAGUAUCUUCUGGCGCUUGUCCAUCGCAUAACACUGAAACUAGCACAGCACUUAUAACAAGUGCUCCUCCUCGGAAUUGUGAUGAUGAAUGUCGUAGUGUAGCCGUAAGUGUACCAGUUUGUGGAAAUUGCAAUGGACAUUUGAAAAUGUUUAAUAAUAUGUGUUUAUUAAAUUGUAAUGAAGAAAAUUGCGUAUAUAAGUCAUAUGGACAUUGUACACCAUCUACAACCACAACACCAGAACACCCGAUUAAAACUACAACCACAACACCAGAACACCCGAUUACAACUACAACCACAACACCAGAACAUCCGAUUACAACUACAACCACAACUACAAAACAUCCGAUUACAACUACAACUACAACAACAAAAGCACCUACAACAACGACCACAAUAAAAACUACAACAACAACCAAGCAUCCAGCAUGUACUAGAGAAUGUCCUACUGAAAUAAAUCAAGUUUGUGGUUUGUGUGAUGGUAAAGUACGUAGAACCUUCAGGAAUAUAUGCUUUCUUCGUAAGCAAAACUGUGAUGUACCAACCUGUGUAUUUCAAUCUAACGGUCCUUGUAUUACAACAACUCCUAAUCCUUGUGCUAGAAAUUGUUCGGACGUUCAUAACCCAGUUUGUGCUCAUUGUCCUGGCAAACGUAUUAAUUUCAGAAAUAUGUGUUAUUAUAAAAAAUGGAAUUGCCCUGACCAAGGAUGUACCGGAGUCACUGUAGGUGUCUGCAAUCCCUGUGUAAAACCAUGCCCAGCUACUGGAGAACCAGUGUGUGCUAAGUGUAAUGGACAGUUAAUGUUGUUCGAUAAUUCAUGUAAAUAUGAUAUGAAGAAUUGUGAAUUGAACAAUGGUUGUUAUGUUAAACUUAACAUUUUCUAUUGUUAUUUAGUAUCUUCUGGCGCUUGUCCAUCGCAUAACACUGAAACUAGCACAGCACUUAUAACAAGUGCUCCUCCUCGGAAUUGUGAUGAUGAAUGUCGCAGUGUAGCCGUAAGUGUACCAGUUUGUGGAAAUUGUAAUGGACAUUUGAAAAUGUUUAAUAAUAUGUGUUUAUUAAAUUGUAAUGAAGAAACCUGUGUAUUUCAAUCUAACGGUCCUUGUAUUACAACAACUCCUAAUCCUUGUGCAAGAAAUUGUUCGGACGUUCAUAACCCAGUUUGUGCGCAUUGUCCCGGCAAACGUAUUAAUUUCAGAAAUAUGUGUUAUUAUAAAAAAUGGAAUUGCCCUGACCAAGGAUGUACCGGAGUCACUGUAGGUGUCUGUAAUCCCUGUGUAAAACCAUGCCCAGCUACUGGAGAACCAGUGUGUGCUAAGUGCAAUGGACAGUUAAUGUUGUUCGAUAAUUCAUGUAAAUAUGAUAUGAAGAAUUGUGAAUUGAACAAUGCGUGUAAUCAACAAUGCAUGACCGAAUAUAAUCCAGUUUGUGCCGAUUGUGGAGGAGAAUUACGAAGCUUUAGUAAUCCUUGUCAAUUCCAAUUGCGAAAUUGUGCUGGGCCAGUUUGUACCUUAAAGAAUUAUGGCUUAUGCGCUACUGUAACAGAGGUCGAAGAGAUAGAAGUGGAAGAAGAGGAAGAAAUAGAUCCAGAUGAUAUCAUCGUUAUUGAUCCAUGCGAAAAGCCAUGUCCAAACACAUUUGCGCCAGUUUGUGAAGAAUGUAAUGGCAUAAGAAAUACAAUCGGCAAUAUAUGCAAGUACGAAAUCAGGGAGUGCCGCUUUAAAGCAAUCAACGCAAAAUGUUCACUGAUAAGAUUAGGGGCCUGUUCUACAGAUAAGUGCGAAACUACGUGUCCUGAUACUCCUGAUCCGUACUGUGCUACAUGUAAUGGCGUAGAAGAAACCUUUCACAACGAAUGUCACUUAAAAAAUAUCAAAUGCAGAAAAGUAUGUACUGACGAAAGGAGGGGUGAGUGUAAAAGUAAGGAGGCAAUUUUGACACCAGCAUUGAUACGAGAUGGAGAGUGUAACCAGAGGUGUAACUCAUCAAUUCAUACUCUAGUCUGUGGCGAUUGUUUAGGCACAAAAAAAACUUUUAUCAAUGAUUGUGAAUUGUUAGCAGAAAAUUGUUUAUACAAAAACGUUGUCGGAGCUUGCGUCAUAAACAACGAAGGGCCUUGUGAAUGCGAGAGUAAUUGUCCAGUAUUUCAUGAACCAUACUGUGGCGUAUGUAAUGGCACAUUAGUGGAAUAUCAAAAUCAAUGCUUUAUGGAACAAGAUAGAUGUAAAAAAAAUUGCCUCACAUGGGAGGAAUGGGAAGGUAAAUGUGUGAAACCGUGUGAGCAAACAUGUCAAGAGGAAACUAAUCCUAUAUGCGGAAAUUGCAAUGGAAAUAUGAUAACGUUUCCAAAUGAAUGUGAAUUUAAAAAUCAAAACUGCACUGAAGUGAAAAUCAUACUUCCGGAUCGUCCACAUCUUCAGCGACAUCUCCAUCGGCGUCAUCAUCAUCAUCAUCAUCGUCGUCGUCUUCUUCAUCGAAUUACACAAUUACGACAACUACGAAUAAUAUAA
Teleopsis dalmanni is the source of this 2716-nucleotide messenger RNA. RefSeq names its product agrin-like. The record is from RefSeq and is a predicted model, not a curated record. Gene Ontology annotation, molecular function: protein binding. NCBI's taxonomy places the organism in Eukaryota, Metazoa, Arthropoda, Insecta, Diptera, Diopsidae. The coding region runs from base 11 to 2716 and encodes 901 amino acids. The transcript has 16 exons.